Molecule: messenger RNA, 1590 nt
Organism: Sesamum indicum (sesame)
Lineage: Eukaryota; Viridiplantae; Streptophyta; Magnoliopsida; Lamiales; Pedaliaceae
Product: putative trehalose-phosphate phosphatase J
Biological process (GO): trehalose biosynthetic process
Molecular function (GO): trehalose-phosphatase activity
Source: RefSeq, a predicted model, not a curated record
UCAAUUUUUCACACAACACAUACUCAGACUCUUCUCCUUUUCUGCUCUUCAUCAGCUCAUCAGCUCAUCAGCACUUUUGCCCCCAAAGUUUGGGUUCUUGCACUCAUUUUAACAUUCUUGAUUCUUCUCUCUACUGCAUUUUUAGCAGAAAACAGAGGUCUCUGUUCUCAGGUUUCUGACUUGUCGUAACAUAGAGAUUUCGACAUAUUCUAGUGAAGAAAGCUGAAAAAUCGAUGACCAAGCAAAACAUGGUGGUUGCCGACGCCAAGACCGGAAUCAACGUGGCGAUAUCAAUGGCGGUUUCUGGGUCCUCCCUUUUCACCACGGCGGCGCAGCGGCCCCCUCCGGCGGCCGUUCCCGGACCUUACAUCACCAUUUCUAGGAUCAAUAAUGGCGCAAGAAUCAACGCGUGGGUCGAUUCUAUGAGGGCUUCUUCUCCCACUCGUAUAAAAGCCUCAUCUCUCUCCGAUGACCAGGAUUCUUGGAUUCUACACCAUCCAUCAGCUCUAGACAUGUUCGAGCAAAUCACAAGUGCCUCAAAGGGAAAGCAAAUUGUCAUGUUCUUGGACUAUGAUGGCACCCUUUCACCCAUAGUGGACGACCCUGAUCGAGCCUUCAUGUCUGAAGCGAUGAGGGCGACAGUGAGGAAACUUGCUAGAUAUUUUCCCACUGCCAUAGUGAGUGGGAGGUGCAGGGACAAGGUGUACAGUUUUGUGCGUCUGGCAGAGCUGUAUUAUGCUGGAAGCCAUGGCAUGGACAUAAAAGGCCCAUCAAAAGGUUCCAAAUAUAAGAAAGGUGCUCAAGCUGUUCUUUUCCAGCCAGCAAGUGAAUUUCUGCCCAUGAUCGACGAGGUUUAUAAAGCCCUUUUGGAGGUGACAAAAUCUACACCAGGGGCAAGGGUGGAGAACAACAAAUUCUGCGUCUCUGUACAUUUCCGCUGCGUUGAUGAGAUGAAAUGGAGUGAACUGGCCAAGCAAGUUGGGGCUGUAUUGGAAGACUACCCCAACCUUCGUUUGACCCAAGGAAGAAAGGUGUUAGAAAUCCGUCCAACUAUUAAAUGGGACAAAGGGAAGGCUCUUGAGUUCCUAUUAGAGUCACUUGGUUAUGCAAAUUGCACUGAUGUCUUUCCUGUUUACAUCGGAGAUGAUCGAAGCGAUGAAGAUGCUUUUAAGGUGCUGAGAGAGAGGGGUCAAGGAUUUGGGAUUCUUGUGUCCAAGAUUCCCAAAGAGACGAAUGCAUCUUAUUCAUUACAAGAACCAUCCGAGGUCAUGGCAUUCUUGAGGCGGUUAGUGGGUUGGAAAAGAAUGUCGUUGAGACGACAAUUCAGAAUGAGAAGACGACUGGAAGAGAUCAAAGUGUCCUUACCAAAUUGAGAAGUAUGUAAUAACAUAACUAUAUGUUGAUUUAUAGGUAAGAUUAAGUGAAAAUACUCUGCAAGUGUAAUGCUUCAAGGGAGAAUUAGGGAAGGUGGAGGUGAAAAAGGCGAAAAUGUCCUCUUUGUAUCGGGCCCUAGUACAACUUUGUAAUUAAGAUUGUACUAGGGUAAAUUUGUAAUUUUAUUCCCUUAUUUAAGUAAAUAGAAUUUUUACA